Messenger RNA from Lasiosphaeria miniovina, 1743 nucleotides. RefSeq lists its product as uncharacterized. The transcript has 2 exons. Lineage: Eukaryota; Fungi; Ascomycota; Sordariomycetes; Sordariales; Lasiosphaeriaceae. The record is from RefSeq and is a predicted model, not a curated record. The coding region runs from base 1 to 1743 and encodes 580 amino acids. Gene Ontology annotation, molecular function: protein binding.
AUGGCUGAUCAGGCCAGACCACUGACGGCAGGAGGAGGACGCGAACGCAACAGGCCGCCGGCGCCGCCAGCACCACAGCUGCAGCGGACAGCGAAUAAGGUCGUGCGCUCGCAAAAGAUAACCCAGGCCACAUCGCCCAUCGGCGCGCGCCCUCCGCCGACCCCGGCCCUCCCGGACGACGAGACACAGGACCGCGCGCCCCCGAUACCCCUGCCCCGCUCCCACACGCCCGGCCACCUGUCGUCCAGGAGUCAGGACCGCCGCCGCAAGCCCUCGGAGCUCUCCAUCCGCCAGCGCUCCCAGUCAUCAGCCACCCCGGGCUCUGGCUCACUGUCUGCCACCUCGUUCUCGGCUUCGGCCUCUGCCUCCCAGGCCUCCUUCGUAAUCCCUCCCUCUAAGACUCCCACACCUACUUCGGCACGUCACGCGACCUCGGCCACCACAACUCCCACAACGGCCCUCACCUCGAACGGCACCGGCACCGGCACCCCCACUGGCACCGGCGCCGCCGCCUCGCGCGACACAACCGAGAGUGGCAGCAAUGGCGGUAGACGCCCCACGGCGCUGCGGUCCACGUCUGCUAUAGCCGCUAGGCCGGGGGCUCCGUCAGUAGCAUCGGGUUCAACUGGCCCCGUGUCCCGCGCGGGCACAUCACGGGGCGUCCCGGCACGUGGGGCCGCCGCCUACACAGCCUUCCCGCCGCUCGCGGACCCGCGGACCGCGCCCGACGUGCUGGCAGCGCCGUCGUCGGGUAUGUACUGGAGCCGGGCGCCCGUGUCGGGGUCCCCGCACACGGCGCUGCGGGCGCACACGACGACGCUGGUGGGGUCCAACGUGUUCGUGUUUGGCGGGUGUGACUCGCGGGCCUGCUUCAACGAGCUGUAUGUGCUAGACGCCGACGCCUUUUACUGGUCGACGCCGCCCGUCGUGGGCGAUGUGCCGGUGCCGCUUCGCGCCAUGACGUGCACAGCCGUGGGCAAGAAGCUCGUCAUCUUUGGUGGCGGCGACGGCCCCGCUUACUACAACGACGUCUAUGUGUUGGACACGGUCAACUUUCGCUGGUUCCGCCCGCGCAUCGUCGGCGACCGGAUUCCCUCAAAGCGCCGCGCCCACACGGCUUGCUUCUACAAGAGCGGCAUCUACGUUUUUGGUGGCGGCGACGGUGUUCGCGCACUUAACGACAUCUGGCGUCUCGACGUGAGCGACUUCAACAAGCUGUCGUGGAAGCUCAUUUCGGGCCCCUCGUCCUCAUCACCCGUCACCCAGGGGCCCGGCAGCAAGGACCUCCGGCCCAAGGCCCGCGGCUACCACACGGCCAACAUGGUGGGUAGCAAGCUUAUCAUAUACGGUGGGUCCGACGGAGGCGAGUGCUUCAACGACGUGUGGGUCUACGACGUCGAGACGUAUACGUGGAAGUCGGUCAGCAUCCCCAUCACCUUCCGCCGCCUUUCGCACACGGCCACCAUCGUCGGCUCGUACCUCUUUGUCAUUGGCGGCCAUGACGGCAACGAGUACUCCAACGACGUCCUGCUGCUCAACCUCGUCACCAUGUCCUGGGACAAGCGCAAGGUCUACGGCCUGCCCCCGAGCGGCCGCGGCUACCACGGCGCCGUCCUCUACGACAGCCGCCUACUCAUGAUUGGCGGCUUUGACGGGAGCGAGGUCUUCGGCGACGUCUGGAUCCUCGAGCUCGCCGUCCACGCCUACUACUCCCAAAUCAGCCAUUUCACCAUUGAGGUCUAG